UUCUACUCUCCAAACAACCCAUGUGACCCGCCGGAAAUUUCCGGAAAAAAAGAACGCAGUCGCAUCGUUAACCUCUUAGAAAGAAGUUUGAUUCCUCCUGAACAAGUAGUCUAACAAUUCCAGCUCAACAUCAUUUCAAACAAUGCUUAGGAUCAGUCUUCAUUCACUGAAAAUGAUGCUCGCAGUAACGAUUCUCUUAGCGACAUUGUGCGCGUGCGCUAAUGCAAUUGAUAGGGACAUUAAAUCAAAAGGACUUAUGAGUGAUUUGGUUCAAAAACCUAUUUUUUAUUCUGGUGAGAUGAGAAAUACUGAUCGAGAAAAUGGUGAUCCUUGUCAAUUCAGUUUCGAUUGCCAUAGCGGUUGUUGCCUUCAAGAAAGAAACGGCAAACGACGAUGCAGCAGAAAAACUAAGAAGGAUGAAAGAUGUUCGGUUAGCCAAGUAAAACUAGAUCUUUACAUGGAAUUCUGCCCUUGUGAAAAAGGAAACAAAUACUGUUCAGAAGACUUUGAAUCUAGGUGCACAGCGUAAGGAGAAAAAGUAGUCUUUCCAACCAUUCAUGAAAAGUCCAAACUUAAUUUAUGAAUAUAUUUUAGUUUUUAAUUUUUCACCUACCAUUUUAUCAUUCCUUUUAUACGCUUUUUACUGGUAUUUUUAUGUAUGUGUGUGUGUGUAGUUUUGUUCUCUAUUUGUACAGUAAAGUUUUUAUUAUCUUA
Molecule: messenger RNA, 714 nt
Organism: Parasteatoda tepidariorum (common house spider)
Lineage: Eukaryota; Metazoa; Arthropoda; Arachnida; Araneae; Theridiidae
Source: RefSeq, a predicted model, not a curated record